Molecule: messenger RNA, 4511 nt
Organism: Neomonachus schauinslandi (Hawaiian monk seal)
Lineage: Eukaryota; Metazoa; Chordata; Mammalia; Carnivora; Phocidae
Gene: WRN
Product: WRN RecQ like helicase
Exons: 34
Coding region: 1-4314 (1437 amino acids)
Biological process (GO): telomere maintenance; DNA replication; double-strand break repair via homologous recombination
Cellular component (GO): chromosome; nucleoplasm; nucleus
Molecular function (GO): 3'-5' DNA helicase activity; 3'-5' exonuclease activity; four-way junction helicase activity
Source: RefSeq, a predicted model, not a curated record
AUGAAUGAAAAAAAGUUGGAAACAACUCCACAGCAGCGGAAACUUCCUGAAUGGAUGUCUGUGCAGAAUGAGACCUGUCCUGCAGUAGAAGAAAAGGCAUCUAUUCAGAAGAGUGUUUUCGAAGAUGACCUCCCUUUCUUAGAAUUCACUGGAUCCAUUGUUUAUAGUUUUGAAGCUAGUGAUUGUUCUUUUCUGUCGGAAGAUAUUAGCACCAAUCUAUCUACUGGAGGUGUGGUAGGAUUUGACAUGGAAUGGCCACCAAUAUAUAAUAAAGGGAAAUUGAGCAGAGUUGCACUGAUUCAGUUAUGUGUGUCAGAGAGCAAAUGUUACUUGUUUCAUAUUUCUUCUAUGUCAGUUUUUCCUCAGGGAUUAAAAAUGUUGCUUGAAAAUGAAGCAAUUAAAAAAGCAGGUGUAGGAAUCAAAGGAGAUCGGCAGAAACUUCUGUGUGACUUUGAUAUCGAUUUGAAGAAUUUUGUGGAGCUGACAGAUGUUGCCAAUGAAAAGCUGAAAUGUACAGAGAUCUGGAGCCUCACUGGUUUGGUUAAACAUCUCUUUGGCAAACGGCUUCUGAAAGACAGAUCUAUCCGCUGUAGCAAUUGGAGUGAUUUUCCUCUCACUGAGGAUCAGAAACUAUAUGCAGCCACUGAUGCGUAUGCCAGUCUCAUCAUUUAUCAAAAAUUAGAGAUUUUAGGUGGUGCUGUGCAAAGGUUUGCUAUAAAUAAAAAAGAGGAGGAAAUGCUACCUAGUGAUGUGAAGAAACAAUUGACUUCAAUCUCUGAGGAUAUGAUGGAUCUGGCUAAGCGUCUUCCUGACACUUUGAAAAAAUUGGAAAAUCCACAGAGGAUUUCUAUACUAUUAAGUGAUAUUUCAGAAAAUCUGUAUUCAUUGAAGAAGAUGAUACCUGGUUCUACCGAGACCAUUCAGUUUUUACCAUUGGAAGAUCCAACUGCUGAUGGAGUACAACAGAAACAAAUUAGAGGACAUAAAAUUUUUACUAAAGUUAAAGAUGAGACAUGGGACACAACACUUGAUAAUUUAAUAAAACACGAUGAAGGAAAUGUACUUCAAAAUGAAGUGAAACAAGAAGAAGAUGGACUUGAAGCUGGAUUAGAAGAAGGCAAUAAGUUGAAAGAGAACACAGAAAGAAUUUGUUUGAUGUCGUUAGAUAUUACAGAACAUGAGCUCCAGAUUUUGGAACAGCAGGCUCAGGAAAAAUUUCUUAAUGAUGCUACUUGCAAAUCUCCUGAGCAUUUAUCUUCCAAGGAUAAUGAAGAGGAUCUAUCUUAUGUAAUUGAGAGUGAUGAAGAUUUAGAAAUGGAGAUGAUUAAGUUUCUUAGUCCUUUUGAUACUCAGAAUAAUAGUUCUUUUGUGUUUGGUGAAAAAGAUACGACACUGUCAAUGGUUUUGCUUUUAAGAUUUCUUUCAAACUUUCAGUCUUUAGAAAAUCUAAAUACUGGCACGGCAGAUCCUGUUCAUCCAAAAUGUGUAAAAAUGGGAAGAAAUCUGGAUGUUCCUUUUGAAGAUGAUGAAGAUGAGAUUGAAGCUAUUGAAGAAGAAGAUGAUGCAGACCAUUCAUUACCAGGACCUAAUGCAAGCCAAAUUAAUUCCCUCAAGAUCUAUUUUGGCCAUUCCAGUUUUAAGCCGGUUCAGUGGAAGGUGAUUCAUUCUGUUUUGGAAGAAAGAAGAGAUAAUGUUGUUGUGAUGGCAACUGGAUAUGGAAAGAGUUUGUGCUUCCAGUACCCACCUGUGUAUUCAGGCAGGAUUGGCCUUGUCAUCUCUCCUCUUAUUUCUUUGAUGGAAGACCAAGUGCUCUGGCUUAGAAUGUCCAACAUUCCAGCUUGUUUUCUGGGAUCAGCACAACCAAAAAAUGUUCUAGAAGAUAUUAAAUCAGGCAAAUACCGGAUUGUAUACAUAACUCCAGAAUUCUGUUCGGGUAACUUGAGCCUACUCCAGCAACUUCAGGCCAAUAUUGGUAUCACACUUAUUGCUGUGGAUGAGGCUCACUGUAUUUCUGAAUGGGGACAUGAUUUUAGAAUUUCAUUCCGGACUUUGGGCUCCCUAAAGGCAUUACUCCCAUCGGUUCCAAUUGUUGCACUCACUGCUACUGCAAGUUCUUCAAUCCGGGAAGACAUUGUACGCUGCUUAAACCUGAAGAAUCCUCAGAUUACCUGUACUGGUUUUGAUCGACCAAACUUGUAUUUAGAAGUUGGGCGAAAAACAGGAAACAUUCAUCAGGAUCUUGUCCAAUUUCUUGUCCAAAAGACAAGUUCCACCUGGGAAUUUGAAGGUCCAACUAUCAUCUAUUGUCCUUCCAGAAAAAUGACAGAACAAGUUACAGCUGAACUUGAGAAACUGAAGUUAGCUUGUGGAACAUACCAUGCAGGCUUGGAUGUUAAAUCACGGAGAGAGGUUCAUCAUAGUUUCAUGAGAGACGAAAUUCAGUGUGUCGUGGCUACCAUAGCUUUUGGAAUGGGCAUUAAUAAAGCUGACAUUCGCAAAGUCAUUCAUUAUGGUGCUCCUAAGGAAAUGGAAUCAUAUUACCAGGAGAUUGGGAGAGCUGGCCGUGAUGGACUUCAGAGUUCUUGUCAUAUACUCUGGGCUCCAGCAGACAUUAACAUAAAUAGGCACCGCCUCAGUGAGAUUCCCAAUGAAAAGUUUCGAUUAUACAAAUUACAGAUGAUGGGAAAGAUGGAAAAAUAUCUUCAUUCCAGAAGGUGUAGGCGAAAACUCAUCUUGUCUCAUUUUGAAGACAAACAACUACGAAAGGCCUCCAUGGGUAUUAUGGGAACUGAAAAAUGCUGUGAUAAUUGCAGGUCCAGAUUGGAUACUUGCUCUUCCACUGAUGACUCAGAUGAUACAUCACAGGACUUUGGUCCACAAGCCUUCCAGCUAUUAUCUGCUGUGAAAAUCUUGGGAGAAAGGUUUGGAAUUGGGCUUCCGAUUUUAUUUCUCCAAGGAUCUAAUUCCCAGCGACUUCCUGAUCAGUAUCGCAGACACAGUUUAUUUGGCAGUGGCAAGGAUCAAACGGAGCGUUGGUGGAAAGCUUUGUCCCACCAGCUCAUGGCUGAGGGAUUCUUGGUAGAAGUUCCUGGGAAACGCAAAUUUAUAAGGAUUUGCACUCUUACAGAAAAGGGCAGAUGUUGGCUCCAUGAAGCUGGUACAGACUUUCCUAAGAAACUUGUCCUUCAAACUAAUGAAGAAUUGUGUCCGAGGGUGUUUCUUCUACCAAGUUCUAAAACUGUACCACCUGGCAUUGAACAGCGUUCCUCUAAUCAAGUACCAACUGAAUUAACCACGGAGAAGAAGCCUAACUUGGAGAAGAUGUAUUUUCAUAAAGGAUCUGAUAAAAUUUCUUCUGGGAGAAACAUUCCUAAAAAAAGCAUCAUGGUGCAUUCACCAGGAAAAUCUUGUAAGUCCUCAGAACCUGUUAUUUCAGCUCAAGAGCAGGAGACUCAGACUGUGUUAUAUGGCAAAUUGGUUGAAGCCAGGCAGAAACAUGCCAAUGGAAUGGAUGUCCCGCCAGCUGUUCUGGCAACAAAUAAAAUACUGUUGGAUAUGGCCAGAAUGAGACCUACUACAUUUGAAAAUGUGAAAAGGAUCGAUGGUGUGUCUGAAGGCAAAGCUAAUAUGUUGACCCCUCUGUUGGAAGUUAUUGAACAUUUCUGUCAAAUAAAUAGCAUUCAGACAGACCUCUUUUCAAGGACAACACUUCAGGAAGAACAAAGGAAGAGUGUGGUGGCAAAAAAUGAAGUAUGCUCCCUUUCACAGUCUGUGGCCAUCACAUAUUAUUUAUUCCAAGAAAAGAAGAUGUCUUUGAUAAGUAUAGCCGAGGACAGGAUUAUGCCUCUCACAGCAGUUGGGAUGCACUUAACCCAAGCGGUGAAAGCUGGCUGCCCGCUUGAUAUGGAACAAGCAGGCCUGACUCCAGAGGUUCAGAAGAUUAUUGUUGAUGUUAUCCGAAACCCUCCCAUCAACUCAGAUAUAAAUAAAAUUAAACUAAUUAGAAAGCUGGUUCCUGAAAACAUUGACACCUACCUUAUCCACAUGGUGAUUGAGAUCCUGGAAAAAGACUGUGACAACAGACUCUUAGACCAGCUUUCAUGUGCUUCCAACAAAAAGAGAUAUUUCCCCAACUCUGAAGAGAGCUGUUCAAGUUCUAAGAGAAGCAGGGAAGAAGUAGGUGCUAAUACCAAGCCUCCGUCUGUAACCUCAAAGAGAAAAUUACCUGAGUGGUUUGCCAAAGACAAUGAGACUUUAGCUGACACCAGCAAGAAAUCAAUGGCCAAACCAAAAAAGAAAGGUCUUUUUAGUUAACCUGGCAAUUGCCAGAGGAAUUGUGUGUGUCUUGCUCUAUUAUAAGAGGGGAGCUGUGUUUCCUUUUGAAAAUAGUGGCAACCGAUACUUCAGUUUACAAAGUGUUCUAAUCUCAAAAGUAAAACUAACCCAUUUGUUCAACAGCUGUAAAACAGCCUUGUGCAGUUUAUUAAAGUUGAGUCUUCUGAGAGCCUGCG